AUGGCCACAAACAUCGUUUGGCAUGAAAACUUAACUCAUGAAGAGCGUUCUGCUUUAAGGAAACAAAAAGGUGUCACUGUUUGGCUAACAGGUUUAUCUGCAAGUGGUAAAUCAACUAUUGCUUGUGCUUUAGAACAGUCGAUACUUACAAGAGGGCUCAAUGCUUAUAGAUUGGAUGGUGAUAAUGUAAGAUUUGGAUUGAAUAAGGACUUAGGUUUUAGUGAAGCUGAUAGAAAUGAAAAUAUCCGCAGAAUCUCAGAGGUUGCUAAAUUGUUCAGCGAUUCAUGCUGUGUGACUUUGACUAGUUUCAUAAGCCCAUAUAAACAAGAUAGACAGUUGGCUAGGGAAUUACAUGAAGCUGAUAACCUACCAUUUGUCGAGGUUUAUGUUGAUGUCCCGAUAGAUGUGGCUGAAGAGAGAGAUCCAAAAGGUUUGUAUAAGAAAGCUAGAGAGGGUAUUAUCAAGGAGUUCACUGGUGUAAGUGCACCCUAUGAAGCACCAGAGAAUCCUGAGAUUCACUUGAAAAACUAUGAAGGUGUUUCGAUUGAAGAAUCUGCGGAAAGAAUAAUCGAUUAUUUAAUUGAAAAAAAAUACAUAAAAUAG
This is a messenger RNA of Priceomyces carsonii, 603 nucleotides long. It is a transcript of the gene MET14, whose product is annotated as adenylyl-sulfate kinase. NCBI's taxonomy places the organism in Eukaryota, Fungi, Ascomycota, Pichiomycetes, Serinales, Debaryomycetaceae. Gene Ontology annotation, biological process: sulfate assimilation. Gene Ontology annotation, molecular function: ATP binding; adenylylsulfate kinase activity. The coding region runs from base 1 to 603 and encodes 200 amino acids. The transcript has a single exon. The record is from RefSeq and is a predicted model, not a curated record.